Balaenoptera musculus (blue whale) is the source of this 1043-nucleotide messenger RNA. It is a transcript of the gene TMEM54, whose product is annotated as transmembrane protein 54. The record is from RefSeq and is a predicted model, not a curated record. Lineage: Eukaryota; Metazoa; Chordata; Mammalia; Artiodactyla; Balaenopteridae. The transcript is spliced from 7 exons. Bases 342 to 1013 code for a protein of 223 amino acids.
AAGGGAGGCCGGCCGGGCGCCGGGUGCUCCGGGCUCGAGGCGGGAAGUGGGCGCGGCGCGGGCUCUGCUGGGCGCUCGGCGGCUGCGGACCAGUAUGGGAGUGGGGCCGCCCGGCCGCCCGCAGCGUCUGGAGCCCCGCUGAAGCCGCCGCGGAGACCCAGCUCGGGAGCCGAGAUGUGUCUGCGCCUGGCUCCAGAGGGUCCUGAAGGCUCCAAGGAUCUCAGAGACCGGCUAGACCAACCCCUUCCCAUUUUACAUAUGGGGAAGCUGGGGCCCAAGAAGGAGAGAGGCUGGUGCAAAGUCGCACAGAGGGUAGCCUGAGUGUGGGUGACUUCCGGAAGAUGCUGAUGAAGACGGGGCUGGUGCUGGUGGUGCUGGGCCACGUGAGCUUCAUCGCAGCCGCCCUCCUCCACGGCACGGUGUUGCGCUAUGUGGCAGCCCCCCAUGAUGCUGUGGCUCUGCAGUACUGUGUGGUCAACAUCCUCUCUGUCACUUCCGCCAUCGUGGUCAUCACCUCAGGCAUUGCAGUCAUCGUGUUAUCACGCUACCUCCCCAGCAUCCCUCUGCGCUGGACAGUGUUUAGCUCGAGCGUGGCCUGUGCCCUUCUCUCUCUGACCUGUGCUCUCGGCCUCUUGGCCUCGAUUGCUGUGACCUUUGCCACCCAGGGCCGGGCACUGCUGGCUGCCUGUACUUUUGGGGGCCCCGAACUACUGGCACUGGCGCCCGACUGUCCCUUCGACCCCACUCGCAUUUACAGCUCCAGCCUGUGUCUCUGGGGCAUCUCGUUACUGUUCUGCGUGGCAGAGAGUGUGUUUGCUGUCCGCAGUGCCCAGAUCACCCACCAGUUGCUGGAACUGAGGCCCUGGUUGGGGAAAAGCAGCCAUCACAUGGAGGAGACCCAGACCCAGUGGGCCUGGCAGCCUCUGACGUCUCCACAGAUGCGGGAGAGCCCAGAGCCUAUGGAGGACCAUGACCUGCCGAGCUGCACUAGCUCUGGGCUGAUGACCCUUUGACAGCUGUUGCCUCACCCAAGCCCUGUGGCC